Oikopleura dioica is the source of this 444-nucleotide messenger RNA. The record is from the annotation of a GenBank genome assembly. NCBI's taxonomy places the organism in Eukaryota, Metazoa, Chordata, Appendicularia, Copelata, Oikopleuridae.
AUGGCGGUAAUAAGCGCGCAGCCAAAGAGUUGCAGCAAAAGCCCGCUGAAUGUUUAUCUUCAUCGCAAUACUCACCGUUUAUUCUGUCUGAACACCUACGAAGGCGAUUCGCCAGACGAAGACGAAGAUGACGACGAUGCGGAUGACUUCAAUGAAGAUUUCCUUUCUGCCGAAGAAGCUGAAGAUGAUUUUAAUUCAGAUGUUCUGGAUGACGAUAACAAUGACAAUCAAGGAGGGAAUAAAGAGGACGGAAGCGAGCGAAGUCAGGAUCAAGACGACCAGGACUUGUUUGAUGAGUUCUCCGACAGUCUCACCGAGCUAAGAGUCGGCAAGAAACUCUAUCAGAGCGGGGAAGAGUGCUCAGGUGGUACGGACGACGAAACUGGUGGUGAAGCCAAGUCAAUGGGCGACGAUGAUUGGAGUUGUUUCUCGUACGUUGAAUAG